AUGGUUGCUAUUUCCCAACUGCUAGCUGCGAUUCCCAACGUUACAUUUGUGUCGCCAAAUAUACUACAAAGUCAUGAUCAAACUCUCUUAAAACGAGCCACCUUUGAUGACACUUGUACAAGUGACCAAAAGGCUACUAUAGGCUUAGCAGCUUCUAACUGCCGUACCCUUGCUCAACAUGGAGCCGACGCUGCGAGAAAUGACCAAGAAAAAGUACUAUUGUACUUCAAAACCAGCAAUCCUAGGAGUAUACAAACUAUUGUCCAGACCUUCGACAAAGUCUACGAUGAAUGCAACGUUUCCGGCGGCGAGAAUACUAUAACCUGUUAUGACGACUGGAACGCUUGCUCAGAAAGAACAUUGGCUCACACAAUCAGACACAAGAAAAAAAUUACGAUAUGCCCGCUGUUCUUCACUUUGCCAGAAAUUGCCUCGUAUUACGGGGAAAGGUCGCAGGCCAAUGUUAUGCUACAUGAGGUUACACAUUUAAGGAGCGGUAAGAAGUUAUAUUCCACCUUUGGGGUUUAA
This is a messenger RNA of Pyricularia grisea, 528 nucleotides long. RefSeq lists its product as uncharacterized. Gene Ontology annotation, molecular function: metalloendopeptidase activity. Lineage: Eukaryota; Fungi; Ascomycota; Sordariomycetes; Magnaporthales; Pyriculariaceae. Bases 1 to 528 code for a protein of 175 amino acids. The transcript is spliced from 2 exons. The record is from RefSeq and is a predicted model, not a curated record.